This is a messenger RNA of Nomascus leucogenys (northern white-cheeked gibbon), 460 nucleotides long. Its product is annotated as placental protein 13-like. Gene Ontology annotation, molecular function: carbohydrate binding. NCBI's taxonomy places the organism in Eukaryota, Metazoa, Chordata, Mammalia, Primates, Hylobatidae. The record is from RefSeq and is a predicted model, not a curated record.
CAAGGAGCCACAGCUGCAGGUGGAUUUCCACACCAGGAUGGAUGAGGACUCAGACAUCGCUUUCCAUUUCUGAGUGCACUUUGGUCAUUGUGUGGCCAUGAACAGCCAUGAGUGGGGGGUCUGGAAGAGCGAGGUGAAAUCUGACAAUGUGCCCUUUGAGGAUGGCAAAUCAUUUGACCUGCGUGUCUCUGUGCUGGACAAUGAGUACCAGGUAAUGGUAAAUGGCCAACACAUUUACAACUUUGCCCAUCGAUUCCCGCCAGCAUCUGUGAAGAUGCUGCAAGUGUUGAGAGAUAUCUCCCUGACCAGAGCACUUAUCAGCGAUUGAGGGAGAUGAUCAGACUCCUCAUUGUUGAGGAAUCCCUCUUUCUACCUGACCAUGGGAUUCCCAGAGCCUGCUAACAGAAUAAUCCCUCCUCACCCCUUCCCCUACACUUGAUCAUUAAAACAGCACCAAACC